Messenger RNA from Scedosporium apiospermum, 1191 nucleotides. Its product is annotated as Beta-lactamase. Lineage: Eukaryota; Fungi; Ascomycota; Sordariomycetes; Microascales; Microascaceae. The transcript is spliced from 4 exons. The record is from RefSeq and is a predicted model, not a curated record. Bases 1 to 1191 code for a protein of 396 amino acids.
AUGGAAGCGAAGCUCAAUUCUAUUCUUCAGAAUCACGUUGCCACCGGCGAGGACACCAAGGGCAAGCUCCUCGGGGUUUCAUUUCUUGUCGUUACAAAAGAUGAUAUCCUCUUCUCCGGAUCUGCGGGACGCAUCGCUCUAGAGACGUCGUCCCCCGCCUGGACCGACAAGUCCCUAACCUGGAUCGCAUCCAUGUCAAAAUUGAUCACCAUCUCCGCGAUGAUGCAACUCGUAGAAAGGGGCCUCAUCGGCCUUGACGACGACGUCAGACCUCUCGUGAAGGAGCUUCGUGAGGUGCAGAUUCUCAAGGGUUUUGACGCCGAUGACAAACCUUUACUUGAGCCCAACACGAAACCAAUGACAUUUAGACACCUCCUCACCCACACCGCAGGCUACGGCCUCGACCUAGCCGACCCAGACCUCAUAAAAUGGUCCAAAGUCACCAACCGCAAGGUAAACGGCCAAUCCUGGUCCGUCGAUGGCAUCAACGUACCAUUGAAAUUCGCCCCCAGUGAAGGCUGGUACUAUGGCUUCAGCACCGACUGGGCCGGCCGCGUCCUCGAGGCCGUCACCGGCAAGACUCUCGGCGCAUACCUCCAGGAAAAAGUUCUGGAUCCCCUGGGCAUGAAAGACACCGGAUUCUGGCCCGAGAGGCUGUCGGCGCAUAGGGAGUUGACUCCUUACAUGUAUCGGCGGAAGAACGGCGAGUUGAAGGAGGGGGAGCCGAUGUUUAAUGCCAAGGAGCAUGAGAUUGAGAGUGCCGGCUCGGGAUUGUUCACGACGCCGAGGGAUUAUGCCAUGUUUUUGAGCGGGUUGAUGGCGGGGAAGGUUGUAAAGAAGGAGACGCUGGAGUUGAUGCUGACGCCGCAGUUGGACGAGGCGCAGGAGCACAUGCUCAAUUUGAUUGCGGAUAUGGUCAAGGAGCAGUUCGCGCCGGAGUGGCCGGGAAAGCCCAAGCUGAACCACGGCAUCGGAGGUGUGAUUAGCCUGGAAGAUAUCCCUGGCAAGCGAAACAAGGGCAGUCUUGCUUGGAGCGGCGCAGCGAAUUCGAGAUGGUGGUUUGAUCCCAAGGCGGGCAUUGCUGCGGUGGUGAUGACGAAUGUUCAACCUCACGGCGAUGCUGUCAUGACGAGUCUCUGGGACCAGCUUGAGAGGGCAGUCUACGAAAACCUCCGCUCUUCCGGUUCUUAA